Molecule: messenger RNA, 1326 nt
Organism: Cynara cardunculus var. scolymus (artichoke)
Lineage: Eukaryota; Viridiplantae; Streptophyta; Magnoliopsida; Asterales; Asteraceae
Product: protein POLAR LOCALIZATION DURING ASYMMETRIC DIVISION AND REDISTRIBUTION
Exons: 4
Coding region: 43-1230 (395 amino acids)
Biological process (GO): asymmetric cell division
Source: RefSeq, a predicted model, not a curated record
UUCUAUAUUUCUAAAUCCCUAGUUCUUGAUUAGGAUCACACAAUGUGGCAAGUUUUGCUGGCUGCAGCAUUAGCAGGAUCUGGGUAUUUUGCUAAAAACCUACUCCACAAAAAUGAUAAGGAACCCACGAAUUGUUUUGAUUUACCCACAGAAAUACCACCAUCUUCUGUCGAGAAUGCUGACGCAGAAGCUUCAAAUUUUAAUGAAGAAACGUCAUCGAUCUUUAGGUUUUCUAGUGCUUCUCAAGGGUCAAAGAGUUAUCGGAAGAAAUUGGGCCAUGGUGGUGGAAUUAAAGGUAAGAGAGGAAAUCAUGAAAAAACAUUUGGGUCGGUGAAGAAAAUGGCUGAUGGAUUUGUUGAUGAUCAGAGGAAAAGUGGGAGGAAAUUUGCUGUUUGUUUGAAGAAGAGGCGUACCGGCAGAAAUGCUUCUGCUAAAUGUGAUUCUUUUGAUGUUAAGGACAAAUCAUCUUUUGGUUGGGGAGUUGGAGUUGGAAUAAUGUACAUGAUGUCAGCUGGGAAAGCCGAAAUCGAAAGGCUAAAUACAGCAGUAGACGAGACUGCUAAGGUUGUUCAAGAAUUAAAAGUUGAGAUUUCCAAAAGAAAAUCAUCAUGUGAUUUGAAGGUUGAAAGAACUACAAAUCAGAAACGGAUGGAUACCAAAUGGGAUCAAUCUGUACUUGAGAAAUCAGACAUGGAGAACAGUGAUAUUGAAGUUUAUGGUUCUCAAAUGGCCGAUGAAGGUGGGUAUGCAAGUAGCAUUGUGACAGAAGAACCACAUCAAGAGGCACUGGAAAUGGAUCAACUAGAAGCCGAACUUCAAUCUGAGCUUCUAAAACUUCAUGUUUCCACUGCGGAAGUUUCAUCUUCUUUUCAGAAUAAAGCUUCAAGUGAGGAUCUCUACAAGCCACAAGAUCUUGAUCAGGCAUUUAACCAAUGUAACGGUGUAAUUCCAUCUGAACUUGAUCAGAAAUUAUGUCAUCUGCUAAUCGAACAGCAGGAGAGUCAAAUUGUGGACUUGGAGUCGGAAUUGCAAUGCACGAAUUCCAAGCUCUUGGAGAAAGAAUCCGAGCUCCAAGCAUUGAAGGAUUGUGUUAAACGCCUCACUGACUUUUCUCUAACAUGUCCCUCAGAUGAAGAAAAAGAAGGCCAGGUUGAGGAGGUUCAUGGUAGGACGAUAGAUGGAAAUGGAAAACCAGCAGUUGGCACCAAAAGAGCAAUCGACUUUGAUUGAAAUGUGAUUCUUUCUGGAUAUAGCAACAUAUAUUAUACACGGUAAACUGUACAUUUUUCUAUAUUUGGAAAGUUAACUCUUGAUCGUUUGUUGGUA